AUCGAAUCACAAUCAUUUACCAAUUGUCUGCUCCACGCCACCGCCUUCGACUGCUUUAUCCCUUCAGUGCUAUUUCCCCAUAGUGCACUUCCACUCACUCAUCUUCUCUCACACCAACUCACGUCACCCCAGCCUUGCCUGCCACCCAAAUGACUUUCCAUCCAUGAAGGCAUGUUAAUCAUCCCCAUCAACGACCCGGUCUCCUCGACUGUCCCUACCUUGGGGUUAUUCUCAUUUCACUAAACAUCUCCUCACUCUCGCCGCUAGGCGACGCCUCUCUCCUCUACCCCAGCCGCGACGAUGAAUCAAUCGUUCACCGGAAAUUCUCGAAAACUCCGUCAAGUUAACCUCUCCGGUCGCAACACCUCCAACCCGUGGGCUGCUCUUUCUGGAUCCAAAUCUUCGGGUAGCCAGGAUGCUGUUGCACAAGCACAGGCCGAUCGUGUCAAGAGACAACAAGAGAGAGAAAAGUUGACCGCUUCUAAGAAACUCCAAAAAUUAUGGCGAGGGCACUCGAGUCGCAGACGGCAGAAGGGUCUCUGGAGAGAUCUUUGGGACGAGGUGGAACAACACAGGUUGGGCCCACAUCCUUCGCAUACCUCGAGUGACAAAUCAUGGCUUCGAGGAAACUCAUUACCCUAUGAAGGAUCUCGACAACUCGCAGAUCAGAUUCGAUUAUUGCUCGCCUUUCAGGAGUUUCGCGAUCAGAGGCCGAGAUUUGAAGAUGAUACUGCUCGCCUUGUCUAUCUUGGGCAAGGUCUUCGACAGACUCUCACUCCUGCCUCGCAAUCUAGUCUCGACACAGACAUGGUGUCUUUGCUCACAAGGCUAGGCAUUCUCACCGCGAGGCAUCUGAGGAGCGUUACCCUUCCAAACAAUGAAACCGCAGCAGAAGCUUAUGGAACAUCUCUGUUGAGUAUCAUCGUCCUGCUUUCUCAGCUGGUCCCGCAGAAGGUAGCUCUGGACGCUCGCAUCUAUUUCGAGGCUCUUCAACCUAUAACCCAUUCCCCGUACGGACUCUUCUGGCGAGACCAGCUGCAAGACACUAUCGCUGCCUUGUUAACCUCCUCUCCAGCUUCAGCAUCGGCUGUCUACACUGCCUUUACCAUGACUAUUCUCAGUCAAAACUCUUUUGCUGCAUGUAAAGCUGUCCUUAAGAAUUUGGCAGCUAUCGUCAGUAUCGACUCUUUGGCUAAAGCAAUUGUCAAUCAAGAUUUCAGAAUGGACAAGCAACGACCCUCGAAUCUGUCCUCUGAUCAACUAUUAUGGCAACUCGCCCAUUUCGUCUAUAUGCAUGACACCCAGAAACUGGACCAUGAUGCCCUGAAUUCUUAUGUCGAAGGAUUGUCCGCACUUGUGGGACAGUGCGCGCAGGAUAUUGCUCAAAGGUUGGAUCUUGUCGACUCUCCAAUGUACGGCAGUGAUGCGUCGACGCCAACCCCGCUUCCGCCUUUUGUCCGCGAGAUUAUCUCUACCAUUCCUCAAGAACCGAAAGUCCGAGCAAUGUUGGCAGUGAUGGGCAAGGCUUCCUCGACACCGGUGCAUACUUCAAAUCAAGAUUUUGACGCCGCUAAGCGAUUGGCAAACUAUGCACUGGCGUUGUUGGGCGCUUUCCCAUCGAAAGCUCAGACCAUUCGCAUGUUGUUGCAUCAGGGAACUUUCAGUUUCAUCAGCGGUAAUGAUGUAUCCAUUAUUCAGUACUUCUGGACAAUCACACGUCGGACAAAUAUCUUUCAACGAAUUUCAGCAAACCACAGAGCGGUGGUGCCAUUGUUGAGGGACGCAGCACCCCCUUCGAACCAGAUUGGUCAAGCGCCUCCCACACAAGCCGAGGUCGCCAGAUGGCGAGAUGAAUGGAAAAUCACUAUCCUGUUCUUUGAGCUAUACGGAUUCAUUCUCAAGCUCAUGGACGACAGCGAGUUCUUCUCUCUGGGCAGAUCUGGCUCAUUCAACAUAAGUGCCUCCGCGACAACUCUGAUUGGACGCAAGGGUGCAUUGCCUCUGGAUGAUGUGACCACUAUGCUCACAUUUCUCAAGAACUUUGCUUUUUCAGUCUACUGGUAUGCCGCAGAUCUCGUCGAAGCCAAUGAAGUCGAAGAACCCGCCGAUAUUAGUGUGCUGUUUGGGAAGCCAGUUCCUGUUGUGUCACAACCAAAGUCGACCGUCAAGCAACCAGAGAACUUGACAGGAAAUGGCCUUUCUCAAGCAUACCUCAAGGGACUUGUCACAGGCCUCCUUCGGCAAUUACACGAGAUCGAUUCGAGACGGGCUUUUGCCAAUCCCAACGACUGGCUGAUGACCGACCAAGUCAAUUUGACUGGCUUUAUUUCAGCUGUCGUCAGCGAGGAGGAGAAACGCCAUGAGUUGGUUGACGAGGAUGAUCAAGAUGAUGAAGCAGGAGAUGACGUCGCUGAUGAUCUUGGCGAUCUUAAUGAUCCGUUCAAUUCCAACAGAACCACAAGUCUACUGUCAAGUGUCUUUGGAAUCCGUCAACCACAUGUGCCGCGGAGUAGGGACUCGCGGCAGACCGAAUUCCUGGAACGAUGGGCCCAGAAAGCACGGAGAAAGAGACAGAUAGAGUCAUUGGCCCCUCGACUGGAAAUUCUCCGCAACCUGCCAUUUUUCAUUCCAUUCGAAACUAGAGUUCAGAUCUUUCGGGAGUUCAUUUAUCGAGAUCAAGUGCGAAGGCGAGGUGGCAUUGUCGACCCAGAAUCCUGGAGGUUGUCGGUGGGCAUGGCCGCGGUCACACAGGGGAGGGGCGUAGAUGGACAACCGCUCGGAGACGCUCUCAGUCGCCAUCACGCAGAAAUUCACCGCGAAUCAAUUUUCGAGGACGCCCUGGAUCAAUUCUAUGACCUGGGAGAAGCACUGAAAGAACCCAUCCAAAUCACAUUUAUUGACAAAUUCAACACACCCGAAGCUGGCAUUGACGGUGGUGGAGUGACGAAAGAGUUCCUCAUGAGUGUCACGAAAGAUGCACUUGAUCCCAACAACCCUGCCGCCAUGUUCUGCGAAACCCCGCAAAAAUCCCUCUAUCCAAGCCCUCUUCUCUACGAUGAAUUGGCUAAAUAUUACGCUUCGGUGGGUCAUGCUCCUAGCACCGACGAUUCAAUGACCAAUUGGAUGCGGAGGUUCCAAUUUAUCGGAAGAAUCAUCGGCAAGUGCUUGUAUGAAGGGAUCUUGAUUGAUGUCACCUUCGCAGGCUUCUUUCUUCUCAAGUGGGCGUUGACAGGAGGGUCAACGGUUGGGUCGAAUGAAUCUGCAUAUCGCCCUACCAUUAACGACCUGCGAGAAUACGACGAAGAACUCUACCAGGGUCUUUUGAAGCUGAAGAACUACCCGGGAGAUGUCGAGGCUGACUUUGGCCUCGACUUCACCUUGACUGACACCUUGACCAUACUCGGAAAAGAGCCCAAAAGAUUCGAAACCAUCACGACCGAGCUCAAACCCAACGGUGCCAAUAUUCCGGUUACUAAUGCCAACCGUCUCGAAUACAUCAAUCGAGUAGUACAACGAAAACUCGUCGGGCAGCCAAAGACCGUGACAGGCCACUUCCUCGCUGGCCUGGGACAAAUUAUCCAACCAAGUUGGCUAGCCAUGUUCAAUCAAAAGGAGCUACAGAAGCUCGUCGGUGGUGACAGUUCGGAACUCGACAUUGCCGACUUGCGCAACAAUACGCAGUAUGGAGGGUUGUAUGUGGUUGGUGACGACGGGCAAGAACACCCUACAGUACAACUGUUCUGGAAAGCCUUACAAGACAUGGACGACGAUGACCGCCGAAAAGUCUUGAAAUUUGUCACCAGCACCCCACGCGCUCCACUACUCGGCUUCAGCCACUUGAAUCCCAAAUUCAGUAUCCGCGACUCGAGCGAGGAUCAGACUCGGUUGCCCAGCACGAGUACUUGUGUCAACCUGCUCAAGCUGCCUCGAUAUGGUGAUUAUAAGACGAUGAAGGAGAAACUGUUAUACGCUGUCAACUCGGGUGCCGGAUUUGAUCUUUCUUGAUUGACAGGCUGUGGACAGGAGGUGAAGGGCGCAGGGCAAGGGCAUACCGUCGACCGGAAUGCAUAGCUCGGACUGGAAAAGAGGAUUUUUGCGGUGGACAAUCAAACAAUGGUGAGCUGGUUCAAGGGUCGUUGGAUGAAUAACAAUCAAACACUGCAUUAGCAUGGCGCUACAUGAGAAGGUACUUCUUAGACGUGUAGAAUCUUUUUGGGUCGAGCCUCUUGAAUAUCCAGCGACAUAUUAAAUCAUAUGAUACUCUCCUUCCAACCCAGUCUCACGUAGCCUUGGGUAUAUAGUUUUGUUGAUGAAACCAUAAUUUAGCUUGUGGAAAGUUAGAACUACUAGGUACUUACAUAGAUUAUUGACUAGCCCUUGAUUCUAUA
Exophiala mesophila is the source of this 4388-nucleotide messenger RNA. RefSeq lists its product as uncharacterized. Gene Ontology annotation, biological process: ubiquitin-dependent protein catabolic process; protein polyubiquitination. Bases 301 to 4005 code for a protein of 1234 amino acids. NCBI's taxonomy places the organism in Eukaryota, Fungi, Ascomycota, Eurotiomycetes, Chaetothyriales, Herpotrichiellaceae. The transcript has a single exon. The record is from RefSeq and is a predicted model, not a curated record. Gene Ontology annotation, molecular function: ubiquitin protein ligase activity; protein binding.